UUGGCACAAGUUGCUCGGAUGUAGAAAGUGUUCGGUAUGCCAGUGCUGCAGCAACUAUUCUCUAUGUUUUUUUGUUGAUACUGUCUUUCGUGGGAUCUAUACUAGGCUGCGCUGGGGCUUGCUGCGGAAAUCGGGUAUGUUGAUUGAUUAAAUGUAUUAGCCAUUUCCCAAAGUCCUGGGUCUAGUCGCGCGCAUCCCAUGUUGGAGGGACAAGAAAUAUGGCAGCACACAUUUAAAUUAAAUGUUUAGUGUAAAAAUGAGAUAUUUCAUUUUUGGUUGUCUAAAAAGUUGAUCAUGAUAUUUGAUAGUGGAUACUUCCACUCUUUCACAUAUUUGACGCCUGUCAUCAUAUUUUGUCCCUCCAAACGAUUCCAGAAUGCACUGUGAUCUCUUUUGGGACUGAAAGGCUAAUUGUUAUGUAUUGAAUAAUAAAUAAGCAAGGCUGUUUAGGUUUAAAGGCCUACUACCCCUCUGGUGUAGCUAUAGAAAAGAGUUUUCUUCAUGAUGGUGAUGGUGAGGUGAUGGUAAUCAAGGUGAUAUGAUAGUGUGGCAGAUAUAAUUAUGGUAUAGUGACAUGAUGUUGAUGAUAUUGGUGAUAGGAUGGUGAUAUUGAUAUCACAUGAUGAUGGUAAUAAUAAUAAUGCUAAUAAUGGUGAUAAUGAUGAUGGUGAGGUAACGAUGAUCAUAUGAUGAUGUUGUUGAUGAUGAUGAUAAUGAUCAUAACGCUGCUGAUACGAUGAUGGUCAUUGUGGUAGUGAUGAUGGUAAUGAUCAUGAUGACAAUGAUGAUGGUGAUUAUGAUGGUUAAGAUUAUCAUUUUAAUAUGUUUAUUACUUAUUAAUUACUUUAAGUUUAUAAAAUUGAUUAUAAUGAUAUUAUGCAGUAUUAUUAAUGAGACUGACGAUAUUGAUGAUAAUUAUUGCUUGUGAUGGUAUUGGUCAUUACUUCAGACAGAUUACUUCCUAUCUUGAUAUUCUCUAGAAAGUGUUAAAAAAUACAAAUAUUUUGCUGUAGGGACAUCGUCACCACUAUGGAAUGACAUACCCACCUUAUGUGAUACCUUAUGGAAACCCAAAUACAAUGAUGAUGACCAGAAUCGAAGAAAGGCGCACCUUUGAUAAUGACCCUUAUCUCAAACAAGCCAGAUAUGUCCACGAUAGACCAUACCACCGAGAGCCCCCGUACUACCGCAAUGAACCUUAUACCAAAGCUUUACCUUACCACAAGCGAGAGCCUUACACCGAAGAAAGCCCUUAUGUUGAUGUGGAAAGGCAGUACCACAGCAAUAGAGGUUAUCUCCAAGAAUAUCCAUCGCAUUUUCCACCUCGUUCCAUACCAGCUCGCGAAGGGCGCAAUCUAUUUGCUGGACAUUACGACUAAAUUUUAGUAAUCUGCUAGUUUGUUUAGACUUAUACGCCGAAUAUUUAAUGCGUAUUUUUAAAAGUCACAUUCGUUUAUUAUGUCCAUCGAUAUCUGAGAUCUUUGUAUAAUAGUAUUAAUUUUAAACCUUGACAUUAGCAGGGGCUCCUUCAAUGGGGGAGGGAGGGAGAGAGAAGUGAUGUAUAGUUUUGCCAGCAAUGGACGCAGUCAAAAACCAACUCUUCUGCAUUUAUAUACACUAUUGGCCUGUUUGAAGUAUUAAGUUUUAUACUUAAAUUCACGCACCGAACCUUGGAUAUUAGACUUGUUUCAUUAAGUAGCUUCUUGUCGCCUAGAUACCGUGUCGUGAUUCGUUUGUAGUCUUAUUUUAAAUUUUCAAU
Molecule: messenger RNA, 1759 nt
Organism: Paramuricea clavata
Lineage: Eukaryota; Metazoa; Cnidaria; Anthozoa; Malacalcyonacea; Plexauridae
Source: the annotation of a GenBank genome assembly